Molecule: messenger RNA, 1938 nt
Organism: Penicillium cosmopolitanum
Lineage: Eukaryota; Fungi; Ascomycota; Eurotiomycetes; Eurotiales; Aspergillaceae
Product: Zn(II)2Cys6 transcription factor
Exons: 4
Coding region: 1-1938 (645 amino acids)
Biological process (GO): positive regulation of transcription by RNA polymerase II
Cellular component (GO): nucleus
Molecular function (GO): zinc ion binding; transcription cis-regulatory region binding; DNA-binding transcription factor activity, RNA polymerase II-specific
Source: RefSeq, a predicted model, not a curated record
AUGCCCGAGUCCCUCCCGAGAAAGAGUCCGGCCCGGUCGCGUAAAGGGUGUCCGGAAUGCCGAGAACGCAAAAUCAAAUGUGACGAAACUCGGCCCGAGUGCAAGCAAUGCCUCAAAAGUGGGCGUGUCUGUCGCAUCAUCGAUGGGCUCUUCCGGCCGCAUUCCCUUUCGAUUCCAACCAAAACCAAGUCGCGAUCCCGUUCACAAAAGUCUCCAAGGCCGACGCAGGAAGACAAUUCGUCUCCGAUCAAUGAAUCUCGACGGGCAGAAGUCAAUCGAAGCAAGGACGGUCCAACAACGCCAGUAUCGACCCACGAUCGCGUAUCGAUAGCCUCGCCAGAGAAGGAGAGGGGAUUGGUUCCCAUUGGAGGCUUACUGGCGCAAUGCUCACCGCCAGGGACAUCCCAUGCGAUCGUUGAUACGCCUCCAAUUUCAUCAUUGCACUCUCCAAAUUUGCCCGUCAUUGCCAGUCCAGCGGUUACACAGGAUUAUCCAACGGUCGCCGGAAAUACCUCUGAACCGAAUUCCACCAUCCUCGGUCCAAUAAUAGAUCAAAGCAAAACUGAUCGCAAUGAGGUCGCAUUUUUCCUUCGUUACUUUGCGGGCCUAGGCGGACAAUGGAUUGACAUUUGUACUGGGCAACGGUCCUAUUUCAGUCAAUAUAUCAUCCAGCUGUCAAGGCAUAGCCCUCUUAUCCGCUACUCUGCCUGCGCUAUGGCUGCCAAACAGCUCGGCCAGAUAAAAGAUUCGAGUCAGACGACAGAGGCAAGCCGUCGAUUCAGCAUCUUGGUAUCUAGUACGGUUCACCCGAGCAUCGAUUUUGAGUGGUAUGGAGCAAAGUAUUACGAGAAGGCAAUUCUACUAAUGGCCCGUCAAAUCUCACAUGGGACUUCCAUGAUCGAAAAUCAUUUGUCGCCAGGUGAGAUCUACCGCUCCCCUGGGAGCGAUAACAAUCACCUUGACGAUAAUGAAACAACCUCAUCGGCAUUCCGAAUCCUCGCAGCCUGUAUCCUCAGUUCCUACGAAGAACUAAAUUCAACAAUGCGAGCCUGGACAAGCCACUUGGAUGGUAUCAACAAAUUAUUACGUCCGCACUUGGAUCUCCCGAUUUCCCCGAAUAACUUUUACCGAGUACCUCAAUCGCUACGGGCAUUGGAGGCAUCGUUCUGGUACUUUGCUUUAAAUGAUAUGCUGAAUAGCUUGACCGUCCGCCGAGAAUGUCGCAUUGAUGUCGACAAUGUCUCUCUUUGGCAAAGAAUGGGCGUGCCUCUCGGACACUUUGGAGAGCUUGCACUUGAUCGGAUUGAUGAGUCAACUCAAGAAAUGAUCUUUUUUCACACUCUCAUCUAUAUCUUAUGCAAGAUAGUCAAUAAGGUCAGCACUAACAACCCGCUUUGGGACAGCGUUGAUACGGAUCUAAACACGUGGUAUAACGCCCUACCACCGGAAUUUAUCUUCUCGAUCACAGAAAGCUCUUCCGCAACUGUGAAAUACUCCUGCAGGAUACCGGAGACGUGGUUCGGCUCCGAGACCUGUGCCAUCGCCAUGGCGUUCUACAAUAUGGCACGAAUCCUCCAACUGGUCAAUGGACCACAAGAAGCAAAUCCGGUGUCAUCUCAUAAGCCGCGUGAUCUACUCAGCAAAUACAAUGCACUUCAACGCGACUUGAUUCAUCAUUCAGGUGAGAUUCUCUGCAUAGCUAAUGGGAUGACUGGGAUUGCGGUACAAAAGUAUAUGCUGCAACCACUCUACAUCGCUGGACGAUGUUUGUCUUCGGAAGCGGAAAGACGAAAUCUUGUGGGUCUUUUGCGCCGCAUUGAGACCUCACUUGGCCUGGCUACUGAAUACUGUAUCAGAGAUUUGGCUGAUGAAUGGGGUAUUUCUGACGACUUUCUGUCGCUGCAGGCGGAUGAUGAUGAUGAUAUUAGUGUAAUAUAG